This is a messenger RNA of Mytilus californianus (California mussel), 2545 nucleotides long. RefSeq lists its product as uncharacterized. The coding region runs from base 8 to 1228 and encodes 406 amino acids. The record is from RefSeq and is a predicted model, not a curated record. The transcript is spliced from 11 exons. Lineage: Eukaryota; Metazoa; Mollusca; Bivalvia; Mytilida; Mytilidae.
ACUCAAAAUGAUGAUAAAAAUAGUAGUCGUAGGCAUGUUGGCCGCAUGCGCCAUGGCCCAAUUCCCAAUGAUGGGGAUGGGUGGAUUCGGUGGUCUUGACCUGAAAAACAUUGAAAGCAUGAUUCCAGAAGGUACAUUCGAUAUGAUUAAGAACAUGAAACCAGAGGAUAUCAAAGAAGCCAUGAAAAACAUGCCACCAGGAAUGGCUGACAUGAUGAAAGGAAUGGGAAUCUCUGAAGAUCAGAUUAAAGAUGCAAUCAAAAACAUGCCAGAGGAUAUGGAUGUUGCCGCCAUGAUCGACCAGGCUAAAGACAAAAUGGGAGAUCUUGUUGACCAAAGUAAAGAAGAAAUGAAAAACCAGAUGUCAAACGAACUUAAUCAAAUAAAGGAAGAAAAAAGAAAAGAACUUGAAGAAGCUGGUAUUGACUUGUCAGGUGGAGUAACAGGUCUGAUGUCCCAGAUGUUACCAGAAAUUACAGAAAUGUUCGGUGACAAACUUAAAGCUGAAGGAAUCGAUACUGAUGAUCGUGAAAAAUUGAACGAAGAAUUACGUAGACAGAUGCGUGAGUUCGCCGGGGCUGAGGAAGACGAUACCGAGGAACAAGUCAAAGAAAAAUUCAUGAAGGGAUUCCUCGAAGAAAUGAAACAAAAUGGCUUUGAGAUCAAAUCUGAUGAUACCGCUGAAGGAUUCCAAGAACUCAAGACACAGAUAGUUGCCGAGCUUAAAGAUAUGGGAUUUGAGAUUGAAGAUGAAGACGUGUCCAACCUCCCAGAAAUGUUGAAGAAAAUGAUGAAGAGCGGAAAAUUCAACCCUCAACAAUUAAUGGGAAUGGUUGCUCCAAUGAUGCAAGGUCCACCAAUGAUGGGACCAAUGGGACCAAUGGGACCACCAAUGAUGAGACCACCAAUGAUGCAAGGUCCACCAAUGGAAAUGAGACCAGGAAUGAACCUGAACCUUGACAUCGAUAUUCACCAGAGACCACAGACUCCAGUGGUUACCCCAGGCUACGUUCAAGGGGCUGAAGAUGCUCUUUUGCACGCUUUUGGUGAUGACUCUGACGUCGUCAGACACGUGAUGGCAGUCAAGUUCGGAGCUGAAACCGGAACUGUCAUGGAAGGAGAUCUCCACGAAAUUCUCAGAGAUCUCAUGCACUAUCGUCUUGAAGCCCGUGUUCUGAUGGCCAAGAACCAGAUGCUAAGAAACAGACUUUACGAUGUUAUGUUGUAAAGUAAUAGACGUUACUGUAUCCAUGGUGAUUAGGGAAAAGACUACUUCUACAAAACCCACAAACUUUACAUAAAACAAAUGUCACAAUAAUGUAUAAGUGUGGCAUUGAUAUGUGUGUGCUCUUUCGAAACUAAUAGAUUUGUGUAAUUUUGAUAUUAUUAGAAAUUAAUCCAUAUUUAUCAUGACUCUAGUAUAAUUAAAAUCGUAAUAUAGGUUGCACAUACACCAACACGCUCUCUUUCCAUAACGUUUUUGGGAUGAAGAUGUCCAUCUGAACUAAAGAGGUUUCCUUUAGCAAAAUAAUUUGAAAAAAUAUAAAUCGGAAAAUAAACAAUUCUAAGAUGCUUCCAAUUUUAAAAGAUGCUAAUUUCUAAGCUAUAAGAGUUUGUUUGAACAAUAUGAUAACUUUUCUUGGAGAUUUUGGCGUUGGAUAAAGAAUGGGUGGUUUAAUUUUCAAACUGUUUUUUUCACAAUUUGUUUACUGUAGGUAUCUUUCAAAAAUACAUAUCGUCGAAUGGCUUCCGAAAUGUCGUAUAUGAAGUUUUAAUUUUGCUAUGAUUACUUUUUCUUGCAAACGGGCUUAGUGGGAGGAAAUCUCUUAAUAUUCCAAAAUGUCAUACAUUUAGACCAAUCAAAACACGAGAAAAAAUUGCCAUUCCCAAUUGAUUGUAAACUUUGCUUCAAAAAUGUUGUAUGUAAACUUGAAAAUUAAUGUAUAUUUCUUUAUUUCUGUGAAAAUAAGGUUAGUUUUUGUGUUAUCCAGAAAUAACCAAGGUUUUAUUUCACAGCCAUUUACAAAAAUGAUAAAGUUCGCAUACGACAUUUUGGAAGCAAGCAUUUCAAACAAAGCAUUUUUGUGAGAUUUUUUUGUUGUUGAAAAAUUAGUAAUUUACUACAUUUUGAAAGCCAAUCGACGGUAUAACUGGUUCUUUACAUUCUGAGAGGUCUUAAUCUGGUAAAUAUCGAUAAGUGUAAAGCAAGCGAAACAUCAUUAAUCUUUCAUGAUAGAUUAUAAGCAUUCUAGAUGAUGCUUUUAACAAUGGGUGUCAAAACUUUGUGAUAAGUUAAUAACGAGCUAUAUAAUGGUGGUUCAACGAUAGCAACCAUUUUGAUUUUGGUACAUAAAUACUGAUUUUCGGCAAAAACUUUAAAAUUGAAUCCAGAGAGUCAAUUUUUUUUGAACAGCCGUACACGUGUUGUUAUGCCUAUAUAGCCUCUUUAGAAAAAAAAACUGUUUCAUUUUGUCUGUCAUGUUUAUGUACAUGUAUAUAUUUGGUGUGAAGUUCAUAUCAGUACAAUAAAAAUGUUCCAACUUCA